AUAUACACACCAUCAUGAUAUGUUAGUUGUAAGAUAUGAGGGUAAUCAUAAAAGUUGCUGUAAUCCAUUUCUGAGUCACCAAAAGGUGUGUAGAGCAUCUCUACGUGUGAUUACAAUGCAUACUGUGUUAGAAGCAGAAACCAUAGGUUUAAAUCUUAUACCUAGAAAAAAACUGUGUCCAACCUGUCAAAAUAAAGUUAUGGCAUGUUUAUCAAAAAGUAUAAGUGAAAAUAAAAAUGAUGAAGAUUUUGAUAUUGUUAAUGAAAGAUCCAUUCAAAAUAAAAAAGAAAGUGUAGAUACACACUUUGCAUCUGCCGGAGUAUCUCCAAUUAAGGUCAAAGGAUUGCAUAAGUCAGGUAAAAUCAGAGAAGGUAAACGAAAAUUGACAGCAUUAACAACCUCCAUUAAAAAUAAGGUAGCCACUUCCCUUAUUAUAUCAAAAGAAAGUUUUGAAGAACAGUCAAGUUUUAAUAAUAAACUUGUUUGAUAACAUGAUGGUAUUGUUAACUAACAAAACUGCAGAGUCUACAUCAACAUCAAAAAAAGUAUAAUGCCUAGUAAAAAGGACUAUGUAAGCAUAAAGAAAAACGUCCACAUGCAAAAAUGUUUGCUCUUAUGUAAUUUAAAGGAAUUGUUUGUUGCCUUUAAAACCAAGAACCCAGAAAUAAAAAUAGGAUUUUCAAGGUUUUGCACCUUGCGACCUAAAUGGUGUAUUACUGUUGGUGCCUCAGGAACACAUUCUGUAUGCGUCUGUGCUAUUCAUCAGAAUUUGAAACUGCUUUUGCAUCCUCUUGGUGUGACAUUCAAAGAAUUGUUACCUUAAAUUGUCUGUGAUAUAACUAAUAAAGACUGUAUGUUGAGGAAAUGUGAAAAAUGCCCAGCAACUAGGAAUGCAUUGGUUGAAAAACUUUAUGAUAUACUUGGAGAAUUUGAUGAUGACAAUAAGAUUGAAUUUGAUCAAUGGACAACAGCAGAUAGGUCAAACUUGACACAUAAUAAAGAGCCAGUGUUUGAAUACAUUGAACUAGUAUGUAGAAAACUGGAAAAACUUGCACCACAUUCAUAUUUAGCAAAGAGUCAAGCAUUAUACCUGAGAUCAAGAAAGGAAGAUAUGAAUGAGGUAACAGCAUUAUUUCUGGGUGAUUUUUCAGAAAACUAUAAAUUUGUAGUUCAGGAUGAAUUGCAAAGCUUUCAUUGAACAAAUUUACAAUGUACACUUCAUCCAGUGGUUAUUUAUUUCAAAAAAGAAGGCAUUUUCAAGCACAAAUCCUAUUGUAUUAUUUCGGAUGAUAUGAUCCAUGAUGUGAACAUGGUUUAUAAAAUUAUUAAGGUUGUUUGCAAUGAUAUAAAAACAAAUUUGCCUCAAAUAAAAAAUAUUGAAUACUUUUCAGAUGGGUGUGCAGGUCAGUAUAAGAAUUGCAAAAAUAUGUUAAAUCUUUGUUUCCAUUGUGAAAAUUUUGGUUUUACUGCUAAA
Molecule: messenger RNA, 1474 nt
Organism: Hydra vulgaris (swiftwater hydra)
Lineage: Eukaryota; Metazoa; Cnidaria; Hydrozoa; Anthoathecata; Hydridae
Source: RefSeq, a predicted model, not a curated record